AUGUGCGUGCGCUUGACUGACAAUGGCGACGGCCGAGGAUGGAAGGCUCCGAAGGGCAAACCUGAACCUGGCAUGGCCCGCCUCCUCAUGCAGCCGCAUCGAGCUUGCUGCAUUUGUCUCUCUGUCUGUCCGUCCAUCCAUCCAUCCCGCCCUUCCGGUUGGUACUGGCCGUUCGUCUGGCACACCGUUUGCGCGCCCUCCUUCUCGAACUCUUGCAGCACACCCGAGCAGAAUGCGACGCACACUGCCAGUCUGCGACGGCCGGCCGCAGCAUACAUACUACAUACCUAG
Molecule: messenger RNA, 291 nt
Organism: Purpureocillium lilacinum
Lineage: Eukaryota; Fungi; Ascomycota; Sordariomycetes; Hypocreales; Ophiocordycipitaceae
Source: RefSeq, a predicted model, not a curated record